Messenger RNA from Drosophila nasuta, 3454 nucleotides. RefSeq names its product serine/arginine repetitive matrix protein 1. Lineage: Eukaryota; Metazoa; Arthropoda; Insecta; Diptera; Drosophilidae. The record is from RefSeq and is a predicted model, not a curated record. Gene Ontology annotation, molecular function: chitin binding. Gene Ontology annotation, cellular component: extracellular region.
CAAACUAAAGGUGGAACAAGUAAAAAAACAAAAGAAACUAAAGAGUCAUUACCAUGAAGAGGGCCAAACGUUGGCUGUUCACAACAGCAACAGUGCUGCUACUUUGUGUGCUGGCAUCGACAGAUGCCGCACUGCCCUUUAAAAAGGUUUCCAUUGCCAAAGCAUCCGCUUCCACAACAAGCACAACGAGCACGACGACCACAGCAGCUCCGGAUUAUGACACGGACAAGGAGGAGGAGGUACCUGCAGAAGCCCCAAGUGAGAGUGAGGAUAACAAGUCAGACAAUGCGACGUUGUCGAAGAACUCUAAGUUGACGGGCAUACCGCAAAUUGAUUACAUUUGGGAUCCAAAUUUGCCACGAGAACUGCGAGGCUACAACCUCUCUACAUAUCCUUUCCUGUCCACCGUGCCACCCAUGGAUGAGAUUCAUUUCAAAUGCGAGGGUCUCCACGACGGUUUCUAUGCCUCCAUCGAGUACAAGUGUCAGAUCUAUCAUCAUUGUGUUUAUGGCAUAAGACACGACUUUUUGUGCGCCAAUUUCACGGCCUUCGAUCAGCGCACAUUCAUCUGUCACUUUGCCUCCGAUGUGGACUGCGAGGGAUCGCAAAAGUAUUGGAACAGGAACGAUGAGCUGUACAUGGCGACGACGACAACAUCGACGAGCACAAGCACAACCGAAGCACCUGCCACAGCGCCGCCAAGACGUCGCCCCACACGUCCUUAUCAACGACGCCAUCGUCGCCCUCUGCCUGAUUACUAUGAGGAAGAUGAUUAUUACUACAAUGACUAUGACGAUGAGGUGCCUCGCAACAAGCAACGUCCCCGAUCUCGUCCUCGCAAGCCGCAGCCGGAUUACGACGAUGAAUAUGUGGAGAAGCAGCCAGCGCGACGCAAUCGGAAUCGGUAUAGGGACGAGGAAUAUGACAGCGAUGACGACUAUGACGAUCGUCGCAAGCGUCCAGGACGUCGCAAGGCGAUUGCAGCAGCAGCUGGGGGGACGGGCAAGGGAACACCGAGAAAGCCAGGUCGUGUGGACGAACGACGGAGUUUCAAUGAGGAUCGCACGGCAGAUGAACCGCGACGUGCAUCGGCGGGCAGACGUCGUGCCAAUGAGAAACGCACUACGCCCUCGACUGCGGAUUUGAUCGACGAUCUGGAGGAGAUCGAGAAACCCUACGGACUGGAUCAAGAGGAGGCAGCCGAAGAGCAAACGCCCCAAAAGGUGAAGACAACGCCCAAGCCACUGGCCGAGUAUAUCACACCGAAGUCGGCUGCCUCCGUCUACUCUCGUCCACGUGCUCCGCCUCGCAUUGCGCGUCCGGUGCCCAUCAAUGAGAAGAAAAAGUAUUCGUACCCGGUGCAAAAGAAUGCGGCUGCCAAUGCAGCGGGCGACGCUGACGAGGAGGAUUACUAUCAAGAGCCGGAACAAGAGGCACAGGAGGAACCUCAGCAUGAGGAUGACUACGUUGAACCUCAACGCACCACGCCCCGUCGACGCACUGUCGCCCUCCCCCGGGAACAGAAGCAACAUCCCACGCGUCCAACGCUCCGGAAGCCCGUGACUGACAAGAAGCAAUUGCUCAGUCAGGACGAUCAGGAUUACUAUGCGAAUGACGCGCCGCGUCGCAAGCGUCCCCAAGGCAACAGCAGAUCCCGUGGCACGCCAGCUCCUGCGCCAACCGCAGCGGAUGCCGAUUUUGUGGAUGAUGUGGACUACGAAGAAAAACCUUUGCCAGCGCGCAAUCAACGCCUGCGUCCCAAGACAGCAGUUGCGCCAGCGCCCGCAGCCCGCAAGCCCAUCCAGCGUCCACGUCAACCCAUAGUGCAACCCGAAGAGCCCGAGGCGGAGCUAGAACCCAACAGCGAGGAACAGGAGCCAGCGCCUCCUCCGCGUCCCAGAGUCAAUGCAGCCAACAACGCGCGACGCAAUCAGAAGCUGGCUCAGGCAACCAGACAGCGAGCGCUGCCCACGGUGAAGACCACAGCGGCGAGCAUAGUCAACGAUGAGGUGGAGCAGGAGCCGGAACCGGAGCUCGAUGAACCGGAACUGGAUGAGACUGAAGAGCCGCUGGCGCCGGCAGCACCAGCGAAAUCGCAACGCCCCGCAUCGGUACGUGUGGUCAAGCGACCGUUUCUCCCCUCACGUGGGGGCAGCCCAUACUUGCCGCGCGGCCUGCAGCCGGUGGGCGUGGCCGUGAGGCAGCAACAGCAGCUGUCGGGUAACAACGAUGCUGCACUGCAUCGCACCACAGAGAGCACGCCCAUCGACAUGGGUUCAACCAUUUCGGGCGUGCGUCUGCUGGAGCACGGUGCGCCGCUGUUGCGUGGCGAAGAGGCGCCACCGCCACCGCAUCCACCGUCGACACAUGCGCCACGCACCACGUUGCCACCGCGCAGCGCGUUGCCCACAGCGGUGACGCCAAGGCGUCCGGAACCGUUGCCGGCCAAGCUCAAUUUGGAUGAGCUGUAUGAGAACGAUUACGAUGUGACCCUGAACGAUGCGCUCGAUCCCACGCUUAAGCCGCUUACGCCACAGCAUUCACAACCGCAUCAGCAUCAGCCACAGCAUGCCAGCUAUCAGGGUCGUCCUUAUGCGAGUGCGUAUGCAGCGCCAGCAUCUGAGAGCGGUGCCUACAAUCCAUUCAACAGCUAUCAACAACCGCAACAGACAUCCAUCUAUCAGAAUCAUUCGCCAUCAUCCGCAUCCGCUUUGCAGUCACCAUCACAGCCACAGCAUCAGCCACAGCAUCAGCAUCAGUCGCAAUCCCAAUCCCAGCCAGCGAGCAGCUAUCAUAGUGAUUCCUAUUUCUCAUCAACAGAUAUACGCAGGCGGGCGAUUGCAACGGCGCCGGCCUCGCGUUCACAUAGACACGAAUACGCUGCUGCCGGAGGAGCAGUGACCCAUUCCCAACUGGCUGCGCGACCCCAACAGCAAUUCUACGACGACUUUGCAUAUUAAUCGGGAGAGGAUCGCGUGAUUCAAACAAAAAGCUGCAGAUGUAAAUAACUUUCAAGAGAGAGAGAGAGAGAGAGAGCGUUCCAGGUGCCUAGGCAACAUAAAUACAUACAUAUAAUGUACUCGUACUUUUCUCAACUAUCUUUUUAUUUUAUAUAUACUACACAUACAUAUAUAUUUUAGUAUCUUAGCCACAGUCUACUUAUACUCUUAUAGUUAAUGCUAAAGUUUAUUCAGACCUAAGUAACACACACGCAAAACACACAACACGUUUAUCUUAAAAAAACUAAUUAACAUAUCGUACAUUUACAUUAUAUAAUACUCAAUUCUCGUGAUAGUAGCCGAGACAAAAGUAAAUUACAAUUUUGUCAGCUAAAUUUAAAGUAAAACAACAACAACAAAAAACACCCAAUUUUCCCUGUGACUGCGGAAAAUAAAAAAAAAGAAUUUGAAAACAAACAAAAAAAAUUGAAAUAUAAAAAUUGCAAGAACAACAA